UGAAAAAAUCUGAGAACGUAAGCCUAAUGCACAAAAAUAUGCAUUACGUUUAAUACAUUUCCAUGAAUUUUGUUACUGACACCACAAUCUACUCCUGUAAAACAUCUUGUUUAUUUUAAAUCCAUUGCAUUCUUCAUUUACAUUGUAAAACAACUGGUAAACAACUGGCUUGGAGGCGGAGAAAGAUAGAAGGGGAGGAACAAAAUCACCUUGGCUUUUAGCCUAUGUUCAAGUAACGACAACGGCUAUAGACAAUGAUUUCGCAAUGAUGUGCACAGUGAGACUGCUCGUUCUUUUAAUUUAUUAUGGUCCAAUAGCUUCCUUAGAGAGUGAAAAAGGGAGAUUAACAGCACAAGUUGGACAGGCUGUUCUCCUUCAGCCUGAAAUCCCGAAUCUGAAGACUAAUGAUCAGUUUCUGUGGAGGUUUCAUUCAAAUAGCAGACCUGUAAAGUCAAUUAUCGUUCAGAGUCAGGUGUUGAAAGAUGAAGUUCAUACAGAAUAUAAAGGGAGAUUCAAAGACAGCCUGCUGCUGGACAGAAACACUGGAUCUCUCACCAUCAGAAACAUCACCACCAGCCAGUCUGGACUAUACCACCUUCAAAUAAUGGGUGAUGAAAAUGUCUCAGAUUGGUAUUUUAACUGUUCUGUGUAUGCUCCUGUCUCAACACCUAACAUCACCAGUAGAAGAAAUUCUCACCCCAACACAAGGAUUACCACUGGCCCUAUGGGCCGUUCUCUGUCAGGGUCGGAGUCCCAGUCCAGCUCCAGCUGUCAGGUGUUGUGUUCUGUGAAGAAUGACAGAGAGGUGUCCCUGUCCUGGUUCAGAGGGGAUGCGAUUCUCAACCAAACAAGCAGCCCUGAUGCCAACAUCACCCUGUCCCUCCUUCUGGAUAUAGAUAACCAGGAGGACAACGUCACUUACAGAUGUGUGUCUGCUAAUCCUGUCAGCAAUUACACCACUCAGCUCAACAUCCAUGCAGUUUGUAAGAAUCAAAAAGAUCUUUCAGUCCGCAAACUGUAUCUUUUCGUACCAUUCAGCCUUUGUGUUACAAUUGUAAUUGUGGCCUUAGCAAUAUAUUUGAAGAAGAAAAAAGAAGAUAGUAAUAGAAGGUGUGCAGAUCAGACAGUUGAAGAGCCACACUAUGCUGAUUUGAAACACCGUGGACAUACAAAGGAUGUCAGGAUACAGGAGACAGAACAAACCUUUGAAACAAUAUAUGCAGGUGUUGUGACAUGAGAUUAAUGUAUUGUACAUACUGUAUGUUUUGUUAUCUCUGAAAUAUCAAUAAAUUAUUCACUUUC
Messenger RNA from Alosa sapidissima (American shad), 1302 nucleotides. RefSeq lists its product as uncharacterized. NCBI's taxonomy places the organism in Eukaryota, Metazoa, Chordata, Actinopteri, Clupeiformes, Clupeidae. The transcript has 6 exons. The record is from RefSeq and is a predicted model, not a curated record. The coding region runs from base 266 to 1237 and encodes 323 amino acids.